Beauveria bassiana ARSEF 2860 is the source of this 3675-nucleotide messenger RNA. RefSeq names its product clumping factor B. NCBI's taxonomy places the organism in Eukaryota, Fungi, Ascomycota, Sordariomycetes, Hypocreales, Cordycipitaceae. The record is from RefSeq and is a predicted model, not a curated record. Bases 1 to 3675 code for a protein of 1224 amino acids. The transcript has 2 exons.
AUGUCAUUCGGCGAUAUUCGGCUGCGGCUGGUGAUUCGCAGGCAUACUGUACCAGACGUGAAGCUCGUUUGGCCAUGCUCGCCGUCGGAUGACUUGACCAUCGCCAAACUGCUCGGCCAAGUCAACGAAGUCGUGCCCCUCGAAGGUGGCGAAUGGGGCCUUGAGGAUUAUGUGGCCGAGCUGGGCGACGGUAGCAACGGUGCCAGCUUCGAGUGCCUACACUUCCAACUCGUAUCGCGCAUCCUAAAGGAUGAAGACCAAGUUUUAAUUCGACCACUUUUGAGCGACGACCUUAAGAGGCGAAGACGAAGCGGACGGCAUCAAAUUUCCACUGGCGGCAAGCAUCUGGUUGACGGGAUCGCCUUUGGUAGGCCCUGGCUGCAUCUGCCCGCAGAUCGCCCGGCUCUCGAGCUUCCACCGCGCAAACGGGCACGCAUUGCCUAUGACGACGAAGAUGACGAAGACGAGGACGAAGAUGCCGAAUCCGAAUUCGAGGCUGAUUGGGAUUCCAACGACGAGCCGGACGCCGAUGAUGCAGAGCACGCCAGCGGCUCCUCCUUCGAGGAGGAGCAGGGCGGCGAUGAUCUGAUGCAGGAGCUGGAGCUUCUGAAGCAGGAUAGACGCGACAUCUCAGAAGCAUCGAGUGAUAAUGAGGAUGUGGGGUUUGGCUUGCUGCCAACGCUAGACUCGUUGGCGGCCUUGCGCAUGGCGUUUCCCAACAUACCGUCAUUCAUCGUCCAGCAAGAGCUGCGCCGCCACAAUCAAGAUGUACGAGAUACGUAUAAGGCAUUGUCACAGUCGUACGGUCCGACUCUCAGUUUCGACGAAAUGAUGGAUUCUGUCCUGACGGCGUCGCGACCGUCCAAUACACCUGUUGCAGCACGAUUUAAGUCGUUGGGUGAAGAAUCGCCGGCGAAGCCAUCUUCAGGUCGACGCUUGAUUGAGGUUGUGGAGAGCGAAGAAAACGAAGAAGAGGAGACAAAUAACAAGAGUGGCAAGGUCGUUGGUCUGGGUAUUCGUGACAUUGAUGUUGGAUUGGACAGCGGAAGCGAGAGUGAUGACGAUACUAGUGAUUCAGAUUCUCAUUCGGACUCGUCAGGUGGUGCCUCUUAUACGCAAGAUGCCGCUGUGGCCGAAGAGGAUAGUGACGACGAAGAGGAUAGCGACGACGAAACGGGAAGCUCAGGUUCCAACUCUGAUACCGAUUCAAGCUCUGAUUCAGACUCGGGCAACGAAAUUGCCACUGCCAAAUCUCGAAAUGCUACAGGCUCGAGAAACAAACUUGCUACUGCCAAAUCUCGAAAUGUUUUUGAGACUGUUGGUAGCAGCGAAUCUGAAUCUGACUCAUCUGACAGCGAUUCUAAUAACUCGUCAGAUGACUCCGACGCUGGACCAAUGGAGAUCCCUACAUCAAGGGUACAAACAAUCCCUAAAGCCGCAGCACCAUCUACGUCAUCGGUAGUUGUGCCUGCAGUCGACCCCGGAUGCGGUCUAAGCAAAACGCAGAAGCGAAACGCAAGAAGAAAACGCAGCAAGCAAAUGCGCGCUUCAGUCAGCGGUAGCCAGGCUAUUGAGGAUUCUAAGCCUGACGAAACCAUGGCUGAGCUUGAGCUGCUCAAGGCAUCUCUUCUCAGCUCGCUUGACAACGGGACUUGGCCUAAACCGUUGAAAUCAUCGGGCAGCGAGCCGUCUGAUCAAGCGCCGGCGCCUGGGACAAACGGCGUCGAGGAAUCACAAACGAAUGGCGAAUCUGCCGACCCUUCACCAAGAAGACCCAACUUGGACACCGGAGCUAGUCGGAGGCUACUUUUUGGCGCGCUUGGGCUAAAAACGCCCAAGAAUAAAGCGGACGAGGAGAAAAUUAAGCAGGGUUUAAUGAAGGGCGUUAAGCCUCUGACCAACAAACGGCUGGUGGAAGAAGUGGAAGAGCCGGCGCAGUCAAAUACUGUCACAGAAGAUGACAGCUGGCGAGACAAGAUUAACUACCGAGCUGUCGAAUGCGGCCGCGAUGGCAUUGUUCUGAGCGAACCUCCAUUCCCAUUUGUGCAGCGCUGGGAUCCACAACAGCAGUACAACUCGAUGCGAAAGCGCAAACGCCAAUCGCAGCAUUACGACGGCUACGAAGAUGAUUCGCUAGUGUACGACGCACCUGCGGUGACGGCCUCGAAUAAAAAGAAGAAGACACGACAGAGAAAUCUAGAGGCCGAAGACGGGCUGGAACUAACGAACGGCCAUGCCGACGAUGCUGGAGCCGUGGCAGAUUUGCCCCCACUCCCUUCUGAUCUCACAUCGCUGGUGGCCUUGGAACAGGAUGCGGUGACUCCAGGUCAACUAAUCACCUGGAAGCAGCUGUUUAUGUCGAAAGCGACCAACUGGCAGCCUCAACUUGCCUCGUUUACAGGUGUUGUACUGCCGGGCUCUGAUGGAAACAGUCUCAAUGUGGUUUUGGCUAAACGUGACCGGGAGACAAAUGACCACGUAUACGACGAGCACACAGGGCAAAGAGUCUACGAAAAGUUUGAGGCUCCCGCUCUAGAUGAGGAAGAUUCUGAAGCAGACGACGGACAUCGAACUGUCAGAUGGUUUGAGAUGACGGAGCCACGGUUGAUUCCCGGAUCAGCACCUGAAGGAUUUUUUGAGAUGACAAAUGGGGCUGAUGCGACAGAAGAGGUAAGCGCAGGCAAGAAUUUGCAUACUUCGACGGGACAGCCAGAUACGCAGCAAUCGCGUGCCGAAACCCACGCGAGCGCAGAUGGUGCUGAAUCGGCGUCGAUCUACUCGGCGCAGCGCCAGCAUCACUUCGAGCUGCCCCUAGCAGACGACGGAGUAGUGAGUGCAGCGAGCGACAGCCUUGAUACGGGUCGGACGUUUGGUGCGCGGCAGCAAAGCCAUGAUCACGACGCGCCGGAGUCUCCCGGAGAGGGUCGCCAACAACGAGAGGCUGCUGCUGACACCGUGGCAACAGAUUCCCUCUCCGGUCAGCCAAGUUUAGACAACAAAGCCGAGACGACAGCGGACGCUCAGGAUACAGCUCAGCGACAAAAGGCGGCGGCGAAAGAAGGAAACAAGAGCAAGAAGAGAAUGGCAGCGCCCAUCGAGAAUGGUGAUGCUAUCAUGGCUGUGCCGUCGUCACUGGCUUCCGAUGCCCCGGAUGGCGGGGAGAGCGGCGACGUGGACGCGGAUGUUGGCGAGUCGAUGGCAUCGCACGAUGACGGGCUUAUACCAGAGACGCUGAUUGAUGCCGCGGCGGUGCCCUUAACGGUUCGCGAUCGGCUGAGCAGCAGCCCGUUUGACUCACUCGAGGAGCUUUUUGUCUCGGCGUCAUCGUCGCGGCGGUCUUUGGAUGCGACUGCCAGCUCGCUGCCGGUUAUACCGACCAAGUGCGUCAACGACACCGAGUACGAAGAAGCCAUGCGACGGCUCGAUAAUGACGAGCUGGAUAGCGAGUCGCAAACUCUGUUUCCCAACGCGACGCAACCGAAGGUGGUGAAGAUGCAAGCAGCAGGCGGUGCAGCGCCGGCCGUGCGAAGCAGUCCGCGCAGACAGGCCAAGACGAAGAAGAGCGGGUGGGUGCUGCCCGAGGGCAGCCAGGUGAUUACGUUGGGCUCUAGUCCGGUGCAGCGACGGCCAUCACCGGCGGCGGCGAGGCGACGCAGCCCGAGCUUGCAGCUGUAG